Miscanthus lutarioriparius is the source of this 2808-nucleotide messenger RNA. The record is from the annotation of a GenBank genome assembly. Lineage: Eukaryota; Viridiplantae; Streptophyta; Magnoliopsida; Poales; Poaceae.
AUGGAGGCCUCGGCGCCCGGCCCGCCGCGUUUCACCGUCGCCGACCUCCUCCAGCUCCGCCGCCCCACCGCCGGCGCCUCCUCCCUCCUUUGCCCCUCCGUCCCCACCUCCAGCUCCACCUCCCGGCCCCGUAAAAAGCACAAGCUCUCCGCCCCAGCCCCAACCUGGAGCACCGGCACGGUCCUGUUCGCGCCGAUAUCCCACCCUGUGCUCCUCUCCGGCACGCUCUCCUCCCUCCGCGCGACCUCCCCGGCCUCCUGCCGCAGCAACUGCUUCUCCUUCUCCGACCCAUCCCCCACCGCUGCCUCCACCCCGGCCACCGCGGCCGCCUCCGUCUGCUGCUGCAUCCUCGACUUCGAUCCCACUGCGCUGGGACGCGAGAUCCUCGUCCUCGCGUGGAACUACCUACCCUCAGUGCGCCUCCACGCCGCCCCGGGCGUGCUCGAAGUGGUCCGCUGGCGCCUCGCGGAGGAGGAGGAGUCCGCUCCUCCCGCGAAACGUGGCUUCCUGGCGACGGUCCCGUUCCAUUUCCCCGAUCAAGAGCCCGACUUGGCCACCCGCGGCUUAGCAUUUGGUCUGGUCAGGUCCGUCAGCGUGGUGUUCAGUAUGCCUCUCGCCAAGACUGAUGCAGGAGCAGGAAGCAGAAAUCCAGUCGGGUUUCUGGCGGAGAUUUUGUGUUGCGGGUGUCGCCGCUGCUACAGGGCGACACCGCCGGAAGAUGCCCCGAGUCACAAGUUUGAGACGAUGAAAUUUGUCUACUUUGUGGAUGCGUCGAGCAUGUGGCGGCCGGUUCUAGUGUGGCUUGUGGGGAGGCUGGUGUACAUUUCCGGGUUAAAGAAAAAAAUUGUUUCUGUUGGGGACAAAGCCUCACACACAAUGUUGGUGUCAUCUGCAAAGACAGCCAUAGCAUGGUGCCCAUCCUAUAGGGGCAGUCUGCCAUUGUAUAGCUUCCCUGAGAAGUGCGGUGGGGAGUAUGCUGGGGUUAUCACUGGAAUUUAUUCGCAGGGUCUGGUGGUCGAGCUGGAUAACACUGCAUGGCUGCUGAUUGAUGAUCAGCAGCUUCCACCACCACAUUCCCUUCGAGUUGGUGCCAUUGUCUCUGUAAAGAACUUUCGAGCAACGUGUCUGAAUUUUGCUUGGACACGGAUUGUUCUGCUUGCAACAUGCUGUAAAACCUGCAUUACUGUAAAUUAUUUCUCCUCGGUGGACUCCAAAAUUCAUUUGAAGACAGAGAACAAGGGCCUCUUGGGAACAUUUGUUGACUCAUUGGAGAUGCCUGCUCGAUUUUGGAUGUUACUCCUGAUAUCAUGCUUUAAACAGAAGUUCACUAAAUUAUUUUCUGAUAAAGAAAUUUUGGGCUCACAAAAUAAGCAAGGAGUGGUUCAUGCCUAUGCUACUAAAAUUCUCCCGUCAAAGUGCCAACCCAAGGAAAGUUUAAUAAUGAAAUUCUGUAGACAUAAUUGUGGUAGCUUAUGCCUUGGAUCUAAAUUGGAGGGUUGCAAAUUGGCCAUACCAUUCUCUAAUCUAGUCUUCAAGGGUGAAUCAUUGUGGAUAUCAUCGAUGCUUAAAUUAUGGAAUGGUUCUGAAGAAGUGGGCAAGAGCCAGGGUUUCUUAUGCGAUGGUUUUUCCUAUACCAGCAGUACCAAAAGAUUAAUUUCGAGUGAAGAUCUGGAUUUUGUUUUAGUGGGAAGCAUCAAGACUUCUCCACUGUCAGGGAGACUGCAGUUGGUUGAUUCCACUGGAUGUAUAGAUAUUUUUAUACCUGAUCUUCCACCGAAUGAGAGCUUGUAUGGCAUCUAUGAGAUCGUCGAUUACAAACUAGCCCUUGAAGGCCCAGUGGCUUACGUAGACCAUUAUGAUGUUGCUGAUCCCCUGUCCUGCAAAGCUGUGUUUCAGAAGCUUCCUUACAAAAAAAGAUUGCAGCACCUCAAUAUUUAUGUUAUAGUUCAAUGGAGGGAAUUAAUUCAUAUUGGCCCUUCCUUGAGUAUUGCUUCUUAUAUUAAUUAUAGGGCCAGGUUGUUUCACCUGAUGAAGUUGUCCCACAUAUUUCCUGUGAACAGCAACAUUCAAUGUCAAAACAUGUCAGGGUCCCUGUAUGCUGAAGCUGUAAUACUUCCAUACGUUUUGAAGUUUAUUGGGCAAGGUGAAUUUCUUGAGGAUGCUGAGGGCUUUAUAAUGUCACACUCUACUUUACUAGGUGGUAAAGUCUCGAUAGAUUCUCAAGAUAGUCUUUGGAGCUUUGCCGUUACCAUUGAUGGUAAUAUAAACAUCAAGGGGCCAAUUGGGGAUCAAUCUAUUGAGGUAUAUAUCCGUGGAUACUCAAACAAACAUUCUACUGUUGGCAUAGGACCAGGGGCAACAGUGACAUUCCAUCGCGUCUGUUUGAAACAGCAUAGAUUAUUGUUAACCUCCGAGACAUAUAUUGAGGUUAGCUCCAUCAGCCAUGCUAACUUUACUGAACAAAGUGUUAUUUCGUCACCAAAGUCUAAUUGGUUAAAAGAUGGUUCACUUAGCACAGCUUCACUGUGCUUGUUCUUUCAUCAGAAGUAUUUUACAGACAGUAGACCCAUGCAAUUUCACUGCAGGGUAGCAACUGUCCUUGUGCUGGUAUUGAACAAAUCGACUAAUCAUGGUGAAACUCCAAACAAUGUUAUCACAUCAGCUCUAAACCCAGAUGAUAUAAAUGGGUUCAAUGUGGAGCUCCCUGUUCCAGUACAGAACAUGCGGAUGCUUUGGAUAGAAGAAGUUUUCCCAGUAGAUCCUUUGGAAGAAGCUCGCAGACUUUGUGAUAUUUUGGAACACAGCUAG